CCUUCCUGGUCCUGCGGGGCCGGGGCCGUCCGUGGGGCCGUGGGAGGGGGCCGCGCCUGCAGUCCGCCCAGCCAUCGCCGCCGCCCGGCCCGGCCCGGCCCAUGGCCCUGGUCACCGUGAGCCGCUCGCCCCCGGCCAGCGGCCACUCCACGCCCGUGGGGCUCGCGGGCGCUGCUGUCAGGGGCAGAGGCCGGCUCCAGCGCAGGCAGAGCUUUGCAGUGCUCCAUGGGGCUGUCCUGGGACUACAGGAUGGAGGGGACAACGGUGAUGUGGUUGAAACUGGCUCUGAGCCAGUGGAAGACCCCCCUGGUGAGGAGCCACCCCACAGUGACCAGACCGACGGGCAGGGGGCCCAGAGUCCCCGGAAACAGGUGCAGAGGCAGCACCUGCACCUCAUGGUGGAGUUGCUGAGGCCACAGGAUGACAUCCGCCUGGCAGCCCGGCUGGAGGCAGCCCGACCCCCUCGGCUCCGCUACCUACUGGUGGUCUCCUCGGAAGAUGGUCUAAGCCAGGAGGAGACAGUGCUCCUGGGGGUGGACUUCCCUGACAGCAGCUCCCCCUGCUGCACCCUGGGCUUGGUCUUGCCCCUCUGGAGUGACACUCAGGUGUACCUAGAUGGAGAUGGGGGCUUCAGUGUCACAUCUGGCGGGCAGAGCCGAAUCUUCAAGCCCAUCUCCAUCCAGACCAUGUGGGCCACGCUCCAGGUGUUGCACCAGGCAUGUGAGGUGGCUCUUGGCAGUGGCCUUGUGCCUGGUGGCAGUGCCCUGGCCUGGGCUACCCACUACCAGGAGAAAGUGAACUCCGACCAGAGCUGCCUCAACGAGUGGAUGGCCAUGGCCGACCUGGAGUCCCUGCGGCCUCCUAGCGCUGAGUCCGGCCAGCCCUCAGAACAGGAGCAGAUGGAGCAGGCCAUUCGGGUUGAGCUGUGGCAGGUGCUGGACUCCAGUGACCUAGAGACCAUCACUUCCAAAGAGAUCCGCCAGGCCCUGGAGCUGCGCCUGGACCGCCCUCUCCAGCAGUACCGGGAUUUCAUAGACAACCAGAUGCUCUUGCUCAUGGCCCAGCAAGACCGGGCUUCCCGAAUCUUCCCCCACCUUUACCUGGGCUCGGAGUGGAAUGCAGCCAACCUGGAGGAGCUGCAAAGAAACAGGGUCAGCCACAUCUUGAACAUGGCCCGGGAGAUCGACAACUUCUACCCGGAGCGCUUCACCUACCACAACGUGCGCGUGUGGGACGAGGAGUCGGCCCAGCUGCUGCCCCACUGGAAGGAGACGCACAGCUUCAUCGAGGAGGCCAGAGCACGGGGCACCCGGGUGCUGGUCCAUUGCAAGAUGGGCGUCAGCCGCUCAGCCGCCACAGUCGUGGCCUAUGCCAUGAAGCAGUACGGCUGGGGCCUGGAGAGGGCUCUCCACCAUGUGCAGGGGCUCCGGCCCGUCGCCCGCCCCAACCCUGGCUUCCUGCGCCAGCUGCACACCUACCAGGGCAUCCUGACUGCCAGCCGGCAGAGCCACGUCUGGGAGCAGAAAGUGGGUGGGGCCUCCCCAGAGGAGCCCCUGGCCCCCCAAGUCUGCACGCCACACCCACCUCUCCCACCAGAACCGGGGGGCAAGGGGGAGGUGAAGGUUUUGGAUUUGGAGGAAAGUCCAGUGGGCCCAAAAGAAGAGGCUGGGCUGCGGCCCCGGAUCAACCUGCGGGGCGUCAUGCGCUCCAUCAGCCUCCUGGAGCCCGCGGAGCCAGGGCCGGACAGCGACCCGGAGGCUGCGGACCUGCCAGAGGUUUUCUCUUCCCAAGAGUCUUCCGAGGAGGAGUCUCCUCCGCCCUUCCCUCGGCUCUGCAGAGUGGAAGGAGGCCGCCGGCUCGGCCGGGGGCCCGGGCCUGCCCUGAAGUCUCGCCAGUCGGUGGUUGCCCUGCAGAGCGCCGCGCUGGUAGCCCGCCGGGCCCGGGCCUUCCAGGAGCAGGGAGAGGGCCAGGGGCAGCGAGAGGCCAGCACGGCCUCCACGCCCAGACUGCGGAAGGUGGUGAGGCAGACCAGCGUGGACGACAGCCGAGGGGAAGGUGAGGCCUGAGCCCUCCCAGGCUCGUGCACCCCUAGACACUACAUAGACUUGGACAAGCACCCCACAUGCCUGUGGGCCACGUGCUCCUUAGCCCCUCCAGCGCUCCCAAGACCUGCCACUCCAGCCUAAGGGCUGAGACGCCCCUCCGCCUGCCAAGGGCUCAAGACUACACUGGGGACAUACAUAGUGACUCAAGGUGCCUUCUGGGGUGACAGCACCCCUACGUUCAUUUUCAACUCGCCCUACAGUGCUCACCUGUGGCCAUGGAAUCAAACCCGGAGUGUUCAGGGCUGGUUUUUCUGUCUCAAGCCCCCCACUCUGAUCCACCCUGGCCUGCUCAUCCUUUCCUGCCUUCCCUAGUGUGCUGCUAGAGGCAGCUAGGUCAGGGAACCAUGUCCCAAAGGCAGAGAGGAACCCCAGGCCCCUGCCUCAGGGGACUGUACACCUCACACCUGGCCUAGUCUCACCUGCUGCCCCCUACAUUCCUCCCCACUCUAACACCCCCCCCACACACACACAUACACACACACUGGGUCACAGGGCACCAGACCAAAA
Perognathus longimembris pacificus (Pacific pocket mouse) is the source of this 2612-nucleotide messenger RNA. It is a transcript of the gene Ssh3, whose product is annotated as slingshot protein phosphatase 3. Lineage: Eukaryota; Metazoa; Chordata; Mammalia; Rodentia; Heteromyidae. The record is from RefSeq and is a predicted model, not a curated record. Gene Ontology annotation, molecular function: actin binding; protein tyrosine/serine/threonine phosphatase activity. The coding region runs from base 102 to 2066 and encodes 654 amino acids. Gene Ontology annotation, cellular component: cytoplasm. Gene Ontology annotation, biological process: protein dephosphorylation; actin cytoskeleton organization; negative regulation of actin filament polymerization. The transcript has 14 exons.